Dermacentor albipictus is the source of this 7206-nucleotide messenger RNA. Its product is annotated as glutamate receptor ionotropic, kainate 2-like. NCBI's taxonomy places the organism in Eukaryota, Metazoa, Arthropoda, Arachnida, Ixodida, Ixodidae. Gene Ontology annotation, biological process: monoatomic ion transport; synaptic transmission, glutamatergic; modulation of chemical synaptic transmission. Gene Ontology annotation, cellular component: plasma membrane; postsynaptic density membrane. Gene Ontology annotation, molecular function: transmitter-gated monoatomic ion channel activity involved in regulation of postsynaptic membrane potential; glutamate receptor activity. The record is from RefSeq and is a predicted model, not a curated record.
ACGACAAACCCAAAGCGACGGAGUCCCGCGAAAAAAAGCUGCGCCGGAACAGUAUUACGCAGCUCUGCAACUCCUCUGUAGUCGCGAGUGGCUGAGAAACGCGCUCUCAAAUGGUGAGUGCUAUUCGCGCCACUGUGGCUCGGCAAGUGCUUCCCUCAUAUAAUGUAAGCGACUAGUGAGGCGGCACUGAAGCUGUACUUAUUCUUCUAAAGUCUGAAGAGAGAGAGAGAGAGAAGAAGAAGAAGAAACCGACAGGCUUGCCAUGACGACCCCGCUCGGCUGAGCGACGAUCAACGCUCAGGACGCCACCAUGCGGGAGCGCAAACUCGUCCCGGUGCUGCUGUUGCUGCUGCCGCUGCUCAGCAGCCGGUCAGCUAUGGCUGACAUCAAGAUCGGCGGGAUCUUUGAGACAGGCGAAGACGUGCUCGAAAUGGCCUUCAGUUCGGCCGUGGACCGGAUCAACACCAUGGGCUUGGGCGAGCCCGGCGCCCAGUUCGUCACCCCUGGUUCACGCCUGCUAGCCCGCGUCGAGCACACCGAGCGCCUUGACUCCUUCCAAGCAUCGCGCAAGGUGUGCGCCUUGCUCGAGGAAGGCGUGGCCGCCGUGUUCGGUCCCCAGUCGGGCGAGGCGAGUGCCGCGGUUCGGUCGGCAUGCGCCGUGCUCGACGUGCCGCACAUGGAGACUCGCUGGGACUACCGCGUGAGGCCCGACAACCACUCGGUCAACCUGUUCCCGCACCCGGUCGCCCUGGGAAAGGCGUACCUGGACUUCAUCAAGCACAAGGACUGGCGCAACUUCGCCGUCCUCUACGAGGAGAACGACGCGCUGAUCCGGCUGCAAGAAAUCCUGAAGGACCCGCUGAUGCGUGAGCGCAAGGUCGUCGUCCGGCAGUUCGAGCCCGGCGCCGAGUACCGCAAGGUGCUCAAGGACGUCGGCAAGAGCGGCAUCAAGAACAUCGUGCUCGACGUACCCAUCGAGCACGUGCACACGGCGCUCAAACACGCCCAGCAGGUUGACAUGAUGUCCGAGUACCACAACUACUUCAUCACGUCACUGGAUGCCCACACGGUGGAUAUGGAAGACUUCCAGUAUGGCGGCACCAACAUCUCGGCCUUCCGCCUGGUCGAUACCAACGCCAAGGAGUUCGAUGAAGUGGCGCGGGACUGGAUGACGCGGCGGCUCCGCCAUGGACAGAAGGGCGAAGGCAAUUUGUACCGGACGAAAGUUGCUCUGAUGUACGACGCCGUGAGGCUGUUUGCCACGGCGCUUCGAGACCUGCAACCGAAUAACGGACCCAAGAUUCAAGUGCGGCCACUUUCGUGCGAAACCGAGGAACCGUGGUCGCAGGGAAACUCGUUCGUGAAGUACAUGCGAAUGAUUAACAUUCAAGGCCUAACUGGCAACAUCAGAUUUAAUCCCAAUGGCCACCGGACGGAUAUGAGGCUCACCGUCAUGGAAAUCACUCACAAUGGGCUCCGUGAGGCCGGCGAAUGGACAAUGCACGGCGGCAUCAACAUCACCACGAACUACUCACGGCACCUCGAAGAGGCCCGCCUGCACCUUAUGAACAAGACACUUAUAGUCACCACGCUCGUGCAACCCCCGUACACAAUGCUGAAAGAGAACCACCAGGAGCUGGAGGGCAACGCUAAGUACGAGGGCUACUGUAUCGAUUUGCUCGACGAGAUCGCCAAGCUGCCGGACAUCAACAUCAAGUACAAGAUUCGUGAGGUGGCUGACAAGGCGCAUGGCAGGCGAGACGACAAGAACGAGUGGAACGGCAUGAUCGGGGAGCUUCUGCAAGGGAAGGCAGACUUGGCCAUCGCCGACCUGACCAUCACGUACGUACGGGAGGAGGUGGUGGACUUCACGAUGCCGUUCAUGAACCUGGGCAUCAGCAUUCUCUACAAGAAAGCGGACAAGAAGCCUCCGUGGCUGUUCUCUUUCUUGGCGCCGCUCUCGCUGGAGGUGUGGAUAUACAUGUCCACCGCAUUCCUGGGCGUCUCCCUCUUUCUCUUUGUGGUGGCGCGGUUCAGCCCGUACGAGUGGGUGAACCCACACCCGUGCGACCCUAGGCCCGCCGAGCUAGAGAACCGUUUCACCAUAUGGAACACCCUGUGGUUCACCAUUGGCUGCCUGAUGCAGCAGGGAUGCGACGUGACCCCGCGUGCGCUGUCGACGCGGGUGGCGGCCGGCAUGUGGUGGUUCUUCACGCUCAUCAUGGUCUCCUCGUACACGGCCAAUUUGGCCGCCUUCCUGACCGUCGAACGACUCGUAUCUCCGAUCGAAAGCGUCGCGGACCUGGCCAAGCAGACGAGCAUCCAGUACGGGUGCCUGCAGUCGGGAUCCACCCAGGCCUUCUUUAAGGAAUCCGAGUUCCCCACCUACAAGAAGAUGUGGCACGUGAUGCAGGCCGCACGGCCCAGCGUGUUUACCGAAUCCAACUACAAGGGCAUAGAACGAGUGCGUCGCGGAAAAUACGCCUACCUGAUGGAGUCCACAUCCAUCGAGUACGCCAUCGAGAGGAACUGCGAUCUCACCCAAAUCGGCUCGCUCCUCGACAACAAGGGCUACGGCAUUGCCACGCCGCCUGGGUCCCCGUACCGCACGAUGCUGUCCCAGGCGAUCCUGCAGCUUCAGGAGAGUGGCACCCUGCACGUGCUCAAGGAGCGUUGGUGGAAGAAGCGGCACAUCGUCAAAAAGUGCCCCAAGGAGGAGGCAAGCGCGUCCAAGGGCACCUCGGCCCUGGGCCUGGCGAACGUGGGCGGCGUCUUCGUCGUCCUGUUGACCGGAUCCUGCAUCGCCUGCAUCACGGCAAUCGUCGAGUUCGUUUGGCGCUCUAGCAAGGCGCUGCCCGAGGAGAGGGAGCCCCUGUGCUCGGAACUGUGCCGCGAGCUGCGGUUCACGCUGACGUGCGGCGGGAAGAAGCCCGUGCGCACCAAGGGCGACGACCGGGGCGUGCCGCCGGGCGCCGGCAGCGGCGAGAACGGGCUGCCGUUCAUGCCCUUGACGGGCUACGGCGCUGUCGUCUCCAAGGACAGCUUCUCCUGACAGGACGAGCCCCGGGGCGCGCCCGAAGAGAAGUUCAGCACCUGCUACGGCCCUGUCCGGGAUUCCCCUAGAAGUUACCGACCCGAGGACACCGUCGGUACCGAAGUCUAGACUUCAAGCCGUAGCGGUCAUCGUUAGCACUUCGGCGUACUCUCCCUUCUAUCUCUCUCUCCUAGGGCCUGUCGCGCGCCUCGCACUUUACCUCUUCCUUUAUCCAACACUUCGACGUUGAACUUGCGCACUGUUACGUAUUGCCGCAGUAGUGUAAAGUCCUUUCGAGUUACUACGUCUGCAUCUUCAGCUGUCACUGGGAACCGAAAAGCGUAGUUUUCUUUUUGGUUGACUUUGGCGUUUUGAGUCCGGAGUCUAUUUAAGCAUACUUUAUUUUCGGAGUAAGAGAAAUAAUCUUUAUACGCCAGCUCUUACGCGAAAUUCUGCAAGCAGUUUUUCGCACAUGUUUAUAGAGCCUUAAUCGAUGUGGUAGACGCCGCGCUGGCCAGACUAUUGAUGCUGAGAGUUGCAAGCCAGGCGAUAAAGAGAUAGAGGCGUGCCUGGAAUGGGGCCAUCAAUUGCACGGUCUAGCUUUGUUCUUGCGUGUCGCGCGACGUUCUCUCCCCUUGGUUGGGUCAGACUCACUGCAUGGAGAAGCGAAUUUGCGAAGUACUGCGUAAGGCCUAUAGGUGCUGAAUAUUGAGGAUACCAUCUGCGCUGUACCAAUCGAUCAAAAACAUACGGUUUGGCUAGGGCAGAUAUACGACAAUUGACAAAGACAUUUGUUGUGACCUGUUGUGUGCUUGUUACUUCAUUUUAUGCGACUCGCAAACGGUCGUAAAAAAGUGACCUACAGAAGAGAAAUAGACGACCCUCGUUGUUCCAACGAAAUAUUUCCGCAGCUGCUUUGGGGUUAUACCUUGUUGACGAGGAAGAAGGCAUGUUUGCGAUGGAACGCCUCGUCGGAUUGGGAAAGUCACUGUUCUUUUUCUCUUUGUUUUAAUUUAUUUCUGAAAAUACUUACCCAAGCGGCAAUAGCUGUUUCCCUCAUCGCGCGUAUACCGUUACCGUAUCACAGGACGCUCAAAAUGUGACGACAGCAUGAGCGCCGCUUUCGCACAUUAAUCACACAGGCCAGGCAGGCCUGUGUGAUUAAUGUGUGAAGGCCUGUGUGUGUAUAAGGACAGGCAGAGUAAUCUCUGCCUGUCCUUAUAAACAUAAGGGCAACAAAAGGAAGAAGCUGUGCUAUUGUCUGAUCGGGGCAAAGGAAGAGCUGAUCGGUAAGAUCAGCCGUUGUUGCAUGCACCAAUGAAUGUUGCACACAAAGCCGCAGGGCAAAGCGAAUGAGUCAAUUUCAACGCGAUUGGGCUCAAUGCGCUGGUGGUGUUAAGGCAGCAAAACUGAAGUUGUUCAAGAGCCAGUGAUAAGACAUUGCCCCUUCUAUGUAUUCUUCUUCUGCAACAAAGCAACAAAUGUACGCUGGAAGAAUUUUUAGGAGUGACACGGCCAUCACCUUUAGGCUUUCGAGCCCUCUCACCUAAGAGUGUGUUCUACGAGCUGUUUUUCAGUCGCUCGGUAAUGACAAAAUCAGUUUUUAAUUUUCUCAUGCAUAUGAAAGUCAACCAUUCAACAAUGAUCUGCCAGAUUCCGAAUAUGAACACUUCAAUAAAGAUUUUGCUCAGUCAUUCACUUCAUUUAUUGCUAAUGGGUUUGUGAAAGGUCAGGCACUGAUACAAGUGCUAUUGACUGACACUCUACCAGCUGAAGGUAGUUAUAUCUAGUUUUAACAGCAAAAGGUCUAAUUCGUGCAUGGUGCGUCGGGAACAUUUAUUCUUAUUUGAACUUAAUUUACUUUCCGGCAAAGUUUUGGGGGGCGGCACGCUAGAAGACCACAGUUUAUGACAGGAAAAAAAGGUGAUAUUUCCGAAGGCUAUGCGGGUGUAACCGAAGUAUCCGUGAUAUUCAGUUACGGAAUCACGGUGACGCUGUAUUUAGCAUCACUGUCCCUGUGGGCUUCUCUGUCAUCCAUGUUGUUUUUUACGCUGUACGAGCGAACUGAAAGAUGAGUUUAGCAUCAGUCGAUAGUUGUCUUUCUUUGAGCGCAGUUCUACAAAGAGAAAGCCAUUUGACAAGAGGUCUCCGAAUGUCACAAUGGUCUCGCAAAGAACUCGAGAAACAACAUUCCUCAUCCUAUACCGCUAGGUUCGGGCUUUGAUUUAAUCAUGAAAUACGAAUAUUGGUCUUGGUUUUGAAAAUGAAAGCACUCUGACCAAAGCUCGAUACUGAACUAAACAGCACAGAAACUUUAGGUUAGACACUAAUAUGCUUCAAAAAGCAUUGAGUUCGAAAUGAUCAGAUUUAUGACCACAAUUGUUGUUGUUUGCAUAUCGUUCCUUCGUAAUCUUUUCCACGACGUGUGAAAGAAGUAAAAAUCUGAGGACAGCUCAACUGGGGCCGUCUAUUAUACACCGUACUAAAGUUGUUCGAAGGUUGUAGUUGUAGUGCGGAGCUUCACACAAAGGUGUUCGCCGUCACUCGCGAAAAUACAGAAGAUAUUUCUUAUGUUGGUUCUAGGGACUGCAUGUACUGAGUAUUUAAUUCAAAUGGUGGAAAAUUGCUUUCCGCCACUAAUUAAAAAAAUCAUUUGCUUAAAAUUUGGUAGUAAGUUUGCUUGGAUUUGUUGGCAGAGGUUUAAAGCUGCUGGAUAUGUCUUUGUACCAUCAUCGAGCUUUUUAUUGACAGCGGAAAUAUAGCUCCUUUUUUUUACGGAGGUAAUAUAUAUCUUUGACAGGAAGGAAGUAAUUCAGUGGUUUUCAGAUGUACGUAGUGCUGUUUAUCUACGAUUCUUUUCCUAUGAUGUCAUAUGAUUCCUAUAUUGUUUCUGUUACCAGCAUAUGUUUAAUGAAUGCUAAUGUGCAUUUUAUUGCCACCUUGUUCGUUUUCAUGCAUUUGCAUACAUGUCUAUGUAGACCUGUAGGUUUAUGUAGGUUCAUGGUAUUUAUGUAGUUCAUGGUGGAGCGUAAAAUGUUGUGCCAUUAUGUGGAGCAGUAACAAAACUGCUGCCUUGAAGCUUUCGGUUGUGAUUGCUGCUUGGAUGAACAUGCAUCUACUUUUUAGCAGUUUCAAUCACUGCUUAAAUGAAUGCGAAAAUGCCGAUAUGCCCCUACCAGAUAAUCCAGGGAGUUGUCAUUGGAACUAGCAAUUCUUGAAAUAUUAGGUGAGACAUCCAGAAGUAUGGCUGGCUUAAAGAACUACGUUUCUCUUCAACCAUUAUCGUAUCUAUAAAUAUGAUUCGUGUAAACGUGAAUUUCUUACGUGUCUGACUCAUCGCUCCUAAAGAACUUUGAGAGAUGGAAAAAGCGAUAGAAACAGAUAUUAAUUGGUUAUUGUGGACGUUUUGUUGUUUAUUCGCCGAUAGUUUCAUGAUGACAGACAUGCGUGACAAAUAGUGAGAACAGUUGUGUUGAGUGCACAUCGUUUACCAUAGGUGCAAAAUCUCAGAUACAAGUGAUUGUAAUGAAAAAAAAAUGUGUGCGCUGUUGCAGUGCUUGAGUUCGUAAACUUUGCACGUUGGGAAACCGACGUUGAAGGAAUAGCUCUGUUAUUUCUGAAGACCCAGUGUCUCCUUAUUUUGGAAAUCUGUGUAAACGUGUGUUUUCCUUUCUCGCAUGAAGCUACCCGUGCGUUUUCCGAAGGGAAACCGCAGUCGAGUAGAUGUCUUCAGCUGGUGUUGUGUCCGCCAUAUGAAAGGACCACAGUACGGUGCUAAGCUGUGUCUAUUUUCAAUCCAUUCCAUCAGCUUAGUGCUACCUGCGAAAAGCGGCCGAAUAUGGUGCCAGCAAAGCACCGCUGUACAUAAUUUGAAGUGUUGUGGAAAACGGGAUUACACUCACAUCUCGGCAGUUGCUUGCAGAUGUGAAUCACGGCAGUUAUUUGUGCUUGUUGAGCCAACAUCGGCUUGUAUGACCGAGUUUGCUUUCUAGUUGCGCGUAUUUCGCCGUGAAUAGAAACGAAUUUGUUAUAUAAUGCGCCGGGUUUAUCCUUCAGGUGUGGCGCGUGCACCAAAAAGCUGUGCUCAAGAGAUUCAUUGUUCGAAGGCAAUGACAGCUGGUUGUUCAGUUUUCUUUGUAUUUGAAUGUAAAUAAAGUUUUCCGUUCACUCCA